Molecule: messenger RNA, 2372 nt
Organism: Vanessa atalanta (red admiral)
Lineage: Eukaryota; Metazoa; Arthropoda; Insecta; Lepidoptera; Nymphalidae
Product: GATA-binding factor A-like
Exons: 8
Coding region: 230-1363 (377 amino acids)
Biological process (GO): positive regulation of transcription by RNA polymerase II; negative regulation of transcription by RNA polymerase II; cell fate commitment
Molecular function (GO): RNA polymerase II cis-regulatory region sequence-specific DNA binding; DNA-binding transcription factor activity, RNA polymerase II-specific; zinc ion binding
Source: RefSeq, a predicted model, not a curated record
CCCGCGUCUCCGUUCAGACGCACGCGCCUCGUGCCCGCCGCCCGGUUCAGUGACACGUGCAGUGUUGGUGAUAUAAUAUAACACUAGUGACAGUUGCAUUUCCUGAUCUGAGACGCCGAAGGUUUUAUCGUCGAAGUGCAUCGGAUUACUAUUUGAAGCAAGACAUAGAAUGAUCGCUUGAAGAAAGCGAAGCGUGCAGUCAGAGCAAGGAUCUAACGAGCAAGAGAAGAUGUUCGGCGGCAGCGGCGGUGGUGGCGCGUACGGUGGCGACUGCGCCGACGGGUACGGCCUGGGCUACGUGGCGGGCGGCGGUCGACUGCAGCAGUACGCGCACUUCGCGCCUCACCAGACUUGGCAUCACCACGCGGCGCACCACGACACCUACGGCGGCAGUGGAGUCGGUGCCGUCGGCGGCGUCGGCUCAGUGGCCGGCGGGCUGUACGGGCAGAACAUGGUGAUGGGUUCCUGGUGCGCGCCCUACGACGCUCUGCAAAGACCACCCGCAUACGAUGGCGUGCUGGAGGCGUACGAGGAGGGCCGUGAGUGCGUGAACUGUGGCGCCAACAACACGCCGCUUUGGCGUCGGGACUCAACGGGCCACUACCUUUGCAACGCAUGCGGCCUGUACCACAAGAUCAACGGCGUCAACCGCCCGCUCGUGAAGCCGAGCAAGCGGCUGUCGGCAGCGAGACGUCAUGGGCAGUGCUGCACGAACUGCGGCUCGCGGAACACGACUCUGUGGCGACGCAACAAUGACGGCGAGCCGGUUUGCAACGCCUGCGGACUUUAUUACAAGCUGCACGGCAUUAACAGACCCCUGGCGAUGAGAAAAGAUGGAAUACAAACGCGAAAACGAAAGCCGAAGAAGUCAUCGAACGGUGUAAAGCCUCCGCAAGAAACUGCUAAGAAAGAUGGUCAGAAUUCGCCAGGUAUCGACGAGAGCAAGCCCAGCAUAGCUGAGGUUCCGCUGCCACUUACCGCAACAAUGUCGGCGCACGCCGGUGCCGGAAAGUGCGCGCGCGAGGCAGUCGGGCCCGCGCCGUCGCCUCACGCGCACGCGCACGCACAUGCGCACGCGCACGCCCACGGGCAUGCACAGAACUCGCAGUACCCGUUGGGAAUCCCCUCCGCACCGGCCUUCCUGUCCAACCCCUCGCUCUUUAACAUCAAGAGCGAACCCAACGCCGCAACCGGCUAUGAAGGCUAUGGUUCCCACUCCAGCUCGAAUGGACCUUAUCAUUCGCAACAGCAUUAUUUGCAUGCACUACAGUACGGAUUAAGCAAUGGCGAAGAAGAGGAAGGCAGUGGAUUCUUACAUCAACGUAACGUGACCGCACACGCAAAACUAAUGGCCUCAACGUAGCAUAGCCAAACACGAACAUCUUACGACGCCCGAAGAUGAUUAGUAUUACCGAAUGCUGUAUCUAGCCAGCUGUGGCGAGUAGCGUUUUCGAAUAACUGCCGAUCGAAGAACUUUAGAUCCCUGUUCGGUAACAAAGUAAAGAAUAAAAAAACAACGAGCAGGACUACACUUUACACGAAGUUACUUUGAAAGUUCGAUAGUAUGAAACACUCUACUAUGCGAAUUUAUUGAACAGUCGAUGGAAUUACGUUCAUAUUUUGUUGUAGAUAAUUAGCGACGUCAGCACAAUUAGACUCGAUGGUACUGACUAGUCAUUGUGUUUGUCUAGUUUUACUACAAUGUCAUAAUUAUUUUAUUUGUAUAAAUAAAUUAGACGUUAGAAACAGUUCAAUGAUGAUAAGAGAAACGUAGGUAUUAAUGUACUUAGUGUGUAAAUAUGUUUACGUUAAGUAUUUUCGACUGAAUAGUAGUCAUUGCCGUGUAUUAUAUCGUGGCUGCAUAGGGUAAAGAAUCACUUCGAAGUUUGUUACGGAUACUAUUUGUGCAGACUUGUGUUAGGAUACAUUGUUUAAACCUUGCCAUUUCAACAUAUAAGAUAAAAUAUGUGUUAAUUUAUAUUUUAAACAAUAAAUAAAAAGAACUAAAAAGUUCCUUUGUCUCAUUAUCUUUAUGACAGUGCAAACUAGUCUUACUUGACUAUUAAAAUAAUAACAUCAUAGUGAUAAGAAUACUCCUAUGUACAAUAAGAAUAAGCCAACAGUAAAUAUAAUGCAACAAGCCUUAUAACCAAUUAAACUACUGUUCAUGAAGUAAGUCUAUGUAAAGGUUUUCCACACAUUCACUACAAUUGGUCGUUCAUACACUCACUGUAGCAAACUUAUGAAUUAGAUGUAAGAAUAAAUCGCAUUUAUUGAUAGAUGUAAAUAAAUAAUUUAGAUAAUGAAAAACGUAGUAGUGCAUUGUGCAAAACUUUAUUUAAACAAUUUUCAAAAUUUUUCAAACAAGAUCU